Messenger RNA from Lepus europaeus (European hare), 3110 nucleotides. RefSeq names its product SS18 subunit of BAF chromatin remodeling complex (gene SS18). The coding region runs from base 173 to 1360 and encodes 395 amino acids. The transcript is spliced from 11 exons. Lineage: Eukaryota; Metazoa; Chordata; Mammalia; Lagomorpha; Leporidae. Gene Ontology annotation, biological process: positive regulation of transcription by RNA polymerase II. Gene Ontology annotation, cellular component: nucleus. Gene Ontology annotation, molecular function: transcription coactivator activity. The record is from RefSeq and is a predicted model, not a curated record.
GGACUCCCGAGUCCGCUGACCACCCUCCUCCUGUCUCCGGGCUCUGCGGACAACUUGCGGCGGCCGCUUGCUCCCAGGAGGGGGUGAGGAUGAAGUUGGAAAAACUAAACUUGUUGUAAAGCUCAGCGCCGAAACGCAGCUCGCGGGAGGCUUCCGAGUGUCGGAGAGGGAGAUGUUGGACGAAAAUAACCAUCUUAUUCAGUGUAUAAUGGACUAUCAGAAUAAAGGAAAGACCUCAGAGUGCUCUCAGUAUCAGCAGAUGUUGCACACAAACUUGGUAUACCUUGCUACAAUAGCAGAUUCUAAUCAAAAUAUGCAGUCACUUUUACCAGCACCACCCACACAGAAUAUGCCUAUGGGUCCUGGAGGGAUGAAUCAGAGCGGCCCUCCCCCACCUCCACGCGCUCACAACAUGCCUUCAGAUGGAAUGGUAGGUGGGGGUCCUCCUGCACCACACAUGCAGAACCAGAUGAACGGCCAGAUGCCUGGGCCUAACCAUAUGCCUAUGCAGGGACCUGGACCUAAUCAACUCAAUAUGACAAACAGUUCCAUGAAUAUGCCUUCAAGUAGCCAUGGAUCCAUGGGAGGUUACAACCAUUCCGUGCCAUCAUCACAGAGCAUGCCAGUACAGAAUCAGAUGACAAUGAGUCAGGGGCAACCAAUGGGAAACUAUGGCCCCAGGCCAAAUAUGAAUAUGCAGCCAAACCAAGGUCCAAUGAUGCAUCAGCAGCCUCCUUCUCAGCAAUUCAAUAUGCCACAAGGAGGAGGGCAGCAUUACCAAGGACAGCAGCCACCUAUGGGAAUGAUGGGUCAAGUUAACCAAGGCAAUCAUAUGAUGGGUCAGAGACAGAUUCCUCCUUAUAGACCACCUCAGCAGGGGCCACCACAGCAGUACUCAGGCCAGGAAGACUAUUAUGGAGACCAAUACAGUCAUGGUGGACAAGGUCCUCCAGAAGGCAUGAACCAGCAAUAUUAUCCUGAUGGUCAUAAUGAUUACGGUUAUCAGCAACCGUCGUAUCCUGAACAAGGCUACGAUAGGCCUUAUGAGGAUUCCUCACAACAUUACUACGACGGAGGAAAUUCGCAGUAUGGCCAACAGCAAGAUGCUUACCAAGGACCACCUCCACAACAAGGCUAUCCACCCCAACAACAGCAGUACCCAGGGCAGCAGGGUUAUCCAGGACAGCAACAGGGCUAUGGUCCUUCACAGGGUGGUCCUGGUCCUCAGUAUCCUAACUAUCCACAGGGACAAGGUCAACAAUAUGGGGGUUACAGACCAACACAGCCUGGACCACCACAGCCCCCCCAGCAGAGGCCUUAUGGAUAUGACCAGGGACAGUAUGGAAAUUACCAACAGUGAAACAGUACUUAACAUUCCAAUAGCCAGUAUCUAUUAGCAGCCAUAUUGUCACCUCAGCACUGUGGACACCUCCCUGUGAAAAGAUCCUUUCAUUCCAUCUAGUUUUUGGAAAAACCUUGUGGAUAAGUGGCUGUUUCAUCAAUAAGCAGCCUUUGUGGUUUAGUUGUAAAAGGCUUUAGUAGCUCAAAAAUACUCUUGAUUUCACAUUUCUACUCUAGAUGGCAACAUUGGACAGAAAAUGCAAUGACAUAACCAGUUUGCAAUGAUUUUGGAACUGUGUUUCAAAUGGACUGUUACAGACUGAAAGGUGUGAACAGCUUUGUAUGUUUAUGAAGGUUAAGGGAAUUUAAUACUUUUCCACAGAUUCUUUUGUAAGGGGAAGAGGGAAAUGUACACUUUUUACAGCAGCAAUAUUUUGUAUAUUAUGUUUAUUUCAUGUGAUGAAUAUGCAAGGCGGUACACUGUGCACUGGACAGAAUCAGAAAUCCUCUGUUAAUGUGGACUGGAGCAUAGUAGAUGCUUGAUUGUUUGGGUCUCAAAAUGGUGUCCUAUAAAGAUAAAGGUGAGAGAGGAGGCAAAGCACACCAUAUGUCCACUGUUAGAUUCUCCUAGAGGAAAUUCAAAUCCCUUUUAUCUCUUAGAUAAUGAAAGGCACUGUGAUACAGUUUUGGGUAAAAAGACAUUUUUUAAAAGCCUUCCAGUUUUGUGGAUUAAAACCUUUUUAUAAAGACCAUUUAUAUUACUGUUUUAAAAUGUGAGGCAAUAAGAAUUACUUUAUGUUUGAUUUGAAGUAUCUUUGGUAAUAGCUUCAUGUAAAUGAAGUGGUAAUCCUCUCUUAAGAUAGCAAUAACUGAAAAUGAAAGUGUUAAUUUUACCUUGUUUGAGUAAUCAGGGAACUUAGAAAAUAAUAUCAAAACAUUUUAUAAAUGAUAUCAAAGGAGAGUCAGCAUUGACCCAGGAACUUUAUUUUUUAACAUUCGAAGGAUAAUUGGUUUAUAUGAUAAAAUAUUAUUUCAACUUUCUUAACUGGAAAUAAUGCCAUUUAUAAAGGAACAUUUUAUGUUUUCCCCUUUUUUACGUUGGUUAAUAUAAUACAAAGAGAUGUUCAGGAAAAUGCUUAUUGAUGAGGUUUAUUCUGAUUUGUAUUAAAAGCAUAGAGGUUGCAUUAUAGAUCACCUUGUUAUAAGCAUGGCAUAGUUAAUCAUUAUUUGAGACUGUCCUGUGCCUGAUUAUUUUAGCUCAAUUCAGGGAUGUUACAUUGGGCAGGAAAGCAUGCAUUGAGAAAUUUCUAGCCACAGUUAUUUAAGCAUAAUCUGAAAACAUCUAGCCCAAAGGUAAGUUGCUAUUUUCAUCACAGUUGCCCGUGCCCAGGGAAUAAGAUGUAUUCUUUAUAAUUGAAUUGGUUUUUCCCACUUCUAACUGGAAACAAAAUGAAGGGGGAGGGCAUAAGUUUGAAUAAGCAGAACAUACUGUUCUCAAUAUACUGUAAUCAAAAGGAGGCAUUUCAGCGUGUCUGUGUGUAUGAGAGAGUGAAUGUGUGUCUGUGUAUGUGUGUUUUAAGGUCAGAAUUGGUUUUCUUUCAUCUUGGUCAGUGGAUAAUGGACAUCAAGUUUGAACAGAUAAAGCAUAAACAGCCUUAUUGUGAUUGAAAUGCUUAUAGAUUCUGUGCCAAUUUUCCACCACUGUGUACUUUGUUGCUAUUUAAAACUGUAUCAACUCUAACGGAAGAAUAAAUUAUUUGUGAUUUUAA